AUGGUUGAGCAAGGCGAUAGCUCGAGAACCACAGAUUUAGACACUUCUGAUGAUACACCUGAGCCGGCUUACGUGCCUCCCUCUCCUAGGCCACCACCAAUUCCAUCGUACACGAAGUAUCUCAAGGACAUCCUGACCAAGAAGAGGAUCGCUGAGAAAGAAAUUAUGGCGCUUACUGCCGAAUGCAGUGCUUUGAUCAAACACGACCUCCCGCUUAAGCGGUCUAAUCAAGGUAGCUUUUCAAUCCCUUGUAAAUUGGGUAAUGUUUCCAUCGAUCGUGCACUCUGUGAUUUAGGAGCUGGCGUCAGUCUUCUUCCAUUAUCGAUCUUCAAGAAGCUGAAUGUGGGUGAGCUGAAACCCACUAGAAUGAUUCUCCAACUUGCCGAUCGUUCUAUCAAAUACCCCACUGGGAUACUCGAGGAUGUGCUGCUGAAAGUCGGGAAUUUCUAUAUCCCGGUUGACUUUGUGGUUCUCGACAUGGACGAAGAUUCUAAGGUACCUAUCAUCCUUGGUCGUCCAUUCCUUAACACUGCAGAUGUUGUUAUCCAUGUUAGAGAAGGUAGACUAACAAUGGAGAUUGGUGAUGAGACGGUGGAGUUCACUUUGGACAAAAAUCUCAAACAACCGUCAUCAACAGAAUCUGCUUGCUUCAUAAACACACUCGACAAUUCAGCUCAGAAGUAUGAACCGAUCGUUUCGGGCCAGAAAACCGAUCGGUUUGAGCAUGAUCUCAAAGCCGAAAUUCUACAGAAAGUCGAACCGAUUGGUUCACGACCUUCAACCGAUCGUUUUGAAAACAGAGUUCAAAGCAAAAAGUUACAGAAACUCAAAUCGAUCGUGUCGCAUUGUGAAACCGAUCGGCUCGAGCACCCCUUUCGAGUUUCGAGUUACAGAACUUGGAACCGAUCGGUCCUACAUUCUCCAACCGAUCGGUUCAGACCCCAGCACGAUACAACGCCUCAUUUUCAUCUCGCAUGGGCGCUCAUGUCCUCUCUCACCCUGUUAAAGAGGACACUAGUCUAUCAGACCACCAUUCUCAUACACCUCUUGAUCCAGGUUGGCGAAAGAUCGAUAAUCUUCGCCUGUUAG
Messenger RNA from Tarenaya hassleriana, 1089 nucleotides. RefSeq lists its product as uncharacterized. NCBI's taxonomy places the organism in Eukaryota, Viridiplantae, Streptophyta, Magnoliopsida, Brassicales, Cleomaceae. The record is from RefSeq and is a predicted model, not a curated record. The coding region runs from base 1 to 1089 and encodes 362 amino acids. The transcript has 2 exons.